This is a messenger RNA of Miscanthus lutarioriparius, 1437 nucleotides long. NCBI's taxonomy places the organism in Eukaryota, Viridiplantae, Streptophyta, Magnoliopsida, Poales, Poaceae. The record is from the annotation of a GenBank genome assembly.
AUGCUGUGCCGCGGCCGCCGCCGUCCGGGGCCGUGGCGGUGGCCGGUGGAGCUGAGGCGGCUGUCCCGGUUGGCUCCGCCGGCGCCUGCGGCUGCCGACCCGGUGGUGGUCCGCGUGGACGCCAGCAACGUCGCGCGCUUGGGGGCGCCCAAGCCCGGGCCGAGGCCGCGGCAGCUGCUCUCGCUGCCGCCGUUCCCCGCAGGGCCGGACCCUCUCCAGGGAAGGAAGGCGGCGCCGCGUCGCGUGAUGGCGGUGAGCUGGGUGAAGCACUAUUUCGCCGACGUGCCGCAGGAGGCUGUGCAGGCGCACUUCAACAGGAGAAUGGUUUUUUCUGAGUGCUCUGACCACGAGGUUUCAGCUGACAGCAUUCGAACUCAGAAGCAUCAUCUGAAAAAGAUUAAACAUAAUGAUCCUAUGGAGCCCGGAAUGAGAAUUCACCUUCCUGUUUCAGUGGCUGAGGGUGAGAUAAAAAAGCGUUAUGAGACCAUUCCGACUGCCACGCUGCAUCCUAAUAAAGAUGAGAUUGAGUACCUGAGGAGGCUUGUCAUUCACAGGGACUCUGCUAUACUGGUGCUUAACAAGCCCCCAAAAGUGCCCAUGAAAGGACAUUUGCCAGUACAUAACAGCAUGGAUGUGCUUGCAGCAGCAGCACUGUCAUAUGGAAACGAAGAGGGUCCAAAAUUGGUCCAUCGACUGGACAGAGAAAGCAGCGGUUUGAUUUUGAUGGGCAGAACAAAAGAAAGCUUUACUCGGCUGCACUGGCUUUUCACUAGUGUAAAUUUAGCUAAAACAUCUUCUCAGACAUGGAAUAAAGCCUGUGAAGCAUACGUGCAGAAGUUUUGGGCACUAGUCAUUGGUACUCCUAAAGAAAGGGAAGGUGUUAUAGCUGCUCCUAUUUCAAAGGUACUUCUCGAUGACGGGAAAGCUGAGAGGGUUAUUCUGGCACAUCCUUCUGGCAUAGAUGGUGCACAAGAGGCAGUAACUGAGUAUCGGGUGAUGGGACCAACCAUUAAUGGGUGCUCAUGGAUAGAGCUACGCCCAUUGACUGGGCGGAAGCACCAGCUCCGAGUCCACUGUGCUGAAGCCCUCGGCACUCCCAUUGUCGGGGAUUACAAAUAUGGUUGGUUUGUGCACCAAACGUGGAAGCAAAACCCCCAGGCUGACUUUGAACCGUUUACUGGAGAGCCAUACAAGCUGAGACGGCCAGAAGGCUUGGAGAUUCAGAAGGGCAGUGUUCUUUCAAAAGUCCCUUUGCUACACCUGCAUUGCCGGGAGAUGGUCAUCCCCAACAUUGCAAAGUUCCUGAGCAACACUGGAGAAUGGCACAAAAACGGCGCCCCAUGGGCCAAGGAGAAGCCCAACCUCCUAAGAUUCGUCGCACCGAUGCCUCCACACAUGAAAAUUAGUUGGAAUAUAAUGUCUUCAUACCUAGUGUAA